UUUCAACUCUGUUAUUCUGUGAUUUUGUGAUUCUAGAAAUCUUGCCUUGUGAAGAGAGAAAUCGUAUAUCAGGCAUGGGCAAACUUCAGUCUUCAGUUCCUACAAUUCUUAACAGCCGGUUGGGAGUGAAGUCCAAAGCACCUGGAGGGCCAAAGUUUGUCCAUACCUGGCAUAUAUAAUCUAUUUGUAUGCUUUUGCAUUUGGUUUUUUAGGUACUUCUGGUAGUUGCAGCCCUAUUGUAUGGUUGUUGAUAGUUACAGUAACAGAUUGGCAAGAAUGGAUCUCCCUGCCUCAGACUGUGGUGGAGGCUGUUAAACAGAGGCUGGAUUGUCAUUUGUUAAGGGGGCUUUGAUUGUGCUUUUAAACAGAGACUGAAUGAUCAUCUGUCAACUCUGUUAUUCUAUGAUUCUGUGAUUCUAUAAAUCUUGUCUUGUGAAGAGAGAAAGUGUAUUUGAUUCUUUUGGUACUUCCGGUAGCCGCACCCCUAUUGUAUGGUCAUUGAUAGUCACAGUAAGUGAUUUAUUUGCUUCCCCAUUCAAACAGAUUGGCAAGACUGUCAAACAGUGCUGAGAGCUGUUCAGCAGGGGAACUCUUCCUUGGACAGUGGUGGAAGCUUUUAAAUAGAGGCUGGAUGGCCAUCUAUCAAGGGGACUUUGAUUGUGCUUUUCCUGCAUGACAGGGGGUUGAACUAGAUGGUCCUUGUGCUCUCUUCCAACUCUGUUAUUCUAUGUUUUUGUGAUUCUCCAAAUCUUGUCUUGUUAAGAGUGAAAGCAUAUACUGUAUUAUCUGGGUUGCUGUGGGGUUUUCAGGCUGUAUGGCCGUGUUCCUGUAGCAUUCUCUCCUGAGGUUUUGCCAGCAUUUAUGGUCGGCAUCCUCAGAGGCUUGUUCAGAGGUCUGUGGAAAUGAGGCAAGUGGGGUGUAUAGAUAUCUGUGGAAUGAGGGGAGGGGGGCGAAUAUAUAUCUGUGGAGAAUAUUAUCUAUUUGUAUUUGGUUCUUUUGGGACUUUAGGCAACUGUGCCGCAUUGUGUUGUAACUGACAUGCUCAAACCUUCAUGCUCAAACCAAUAUCUAGAAUGGUUAACAAUUGCUGAGGUAAGCGCUGGGCUGAUAGGCAUCUGCCAUGCCUUGUUCAAAUGGGAAGCAUCUUGGUCGAUAUGGGGACACUUUACAAAGAAAUGGCAUGACAUUAUAUGGCUGUGUGAAAGAGCCCUCAGUUUGCUGGGGCGGAGUUUUAGCUUGAGUGGAUUACUGAAGCCACUUUUUAAAGUUUAAGAGUGAAAGAAAGAGGGGCGAGGGGACUUUUUAAAAGAAAGUAUGUGUCUAAUGAAAUUGCCUGUGGUCAAACUGUCCAUGUGCAGGGAUGGUGCUUUAGUUGUAAUGGAACAUUGAAACCUCUCCCUAAAGUUUAAGGAGGACAGUCAGAGGUGUGGUCACUUUAGGAGCCCUUUGCCCUGAUUUUGAUGAUUUUUGAGACCACCCGUCUUUUUAGAUGGUAUGGGGAAAAUUCAGCCUGAAACUUCCUUUGUAUGGACAGCUGCCUGAUAAAACAUCUCAUAGUGUUUAUCACAGUGCUGCUCAGUGCUGUUUUGAUUUGGCAAGAAGGAGGGCAUUUGGGUUAGCAUCGUUAUGAUGUCAUGGAGGCAAACGCCUGGAAAGAUAAAACUUACUGUUAGUCAUUUGAGUCUCAAAUCAGCAGUCAGCUGUCUGUUGCAUUGGCUGCUUGCGCUUAACUACGUUUCAAUUUUGUUCUGUGUCCUCUUGGAGAACCUGUUAUGCUUCGGAUGCUUUAUUUUGAGGAAGAAGCGAAGCAUGGUUUCAUUCUAACAUUUCUUCUCAUGCAACUAGGUUCAUGCGGAAAACUUUUGGGGAAAGUUGAUGACCAUGAUCUGUCAAGCUCUCUAAAGGAACAGCAUGGAGAUUGGCACUCUGAACUGUUAAUGCGGUCAUGGGACUCAUGUUGUCAUUGAUCACUUGUGUGGAUUUAACCAGUGAGGAGCAACAGAAUCUGAAAGAACGGCAUCAAGAAUUGAAACAGGACUGAAGGACAUCAAAUCUUGUGUUUUUAAUUGCUAUCUGGGAGAAUGUCUGAACAGGGUAAAGCAGGGAAUGAUCAGGACUCGGCCAUCUCCCAGCAAGAGAAUUGCAUCCUUGGCUCAGAGUUAGAUGAAGAUGGCAAAUCAGACCAGAAUCAAGAUGCUAGCCAGCAGAAAAAAAGAUUUAAGUCAGGAGGGAAGGGGAAACUGGUACGAAGUCUGGCUGUAUGUGAAGAAUCAUCCCCUCGUCUGGAAACAGAGAAUGAUAAUCAGGAAUCAAUACAACUACAACUUUCAAGUUUCCCCAGCCUACAAGAAGAGGAUAAAUCUAGUAAAGAUGACUCUGAGAAAGAAAAAGAGAAGGAUAAAAACAAAGAAAAAGAUAGAAACAUUGAAAAACCCAAGAUAAGAAUGUUGCCAAAAGACUGCAGCCAAGAAUACACAGACUCCACUGGAAUAGAUUUGCAUGAAUUUCUGGUCAACACAUUAAAGAAUAACCCCAGGGAUAGAAUGAUACUGUUAAAAAUGGAGCAGGAAAUUAUCGAUUUUAUUAAUGACAACAGUAAUCAUUAUAAAAAGUUCCCCCAGAUGUCAUCGUAUCAGCGAAUGCUUGUGCACAGAGUGGCAGCCUACUUUGGCAUGGAUCACAACGUGGAUCAGACUGGGAAAUCUGUAAUUAUCAACAAGACCAGCAAUAUGAGAAUACCAGAGCAAAGGUUUUCUGAACAUUUAAAAGAUGACAAAGGUGAAGAAUCCCAGAAGCGAUUUAUCUUGAAGCGAGAUAACUCUAGUAUUGAUAAAGACGACAAUCAGCAAAACAGAAUUCAUCCAUUUAGAGAUGACAGACGAAAUAAAUCAAUUGAAGAGAGAGAAGAGGAAUAUCAGAGGGUGAGGGAGAGAAUAUUUGCACAAGAUUCAGUUUGCUCCCAAGAAAACCUUUUUGUGGACAACAGGUUUUUGGAAGAUAACAUAUGCAGUGAAACUAUUAAAAAAAGACAGCUCUUCAGAGGUAACAGAGAUAGCACUGGAAAGACAUCUGGCAGCCGACAAAGCAGUACAGAUAAUGAAUUGAAAUGGCCAGACCACCAAAGGCCUUGGAGUAGCACAGAUUCUGACAGUUCCAAUCGCAAUCUGAAGCCAGCCAUAACAAAGACAGCAAGUUUUGGUGGAAUAACGGUUCUGACAAGAGGUGACAGCUCAUCAAGUAACAGGAGUACCGGCAAACUGUCUAAAACAGGUAGUUCGGAGUCUUCCAGCAGUGCUGGGUCCUCAGGAUCUCUCUCACGAACACAUCAGCCUGUCCAAAGUGCAUCCAUUGUCCCUGGAGUAACAGCCACCUCGUCAAGCAGUGUGUCCUAUACAGAAAAUGGGAUAGGUGGUCAGGUAGUACCAAGCAACACCAGCUAUAUCAUACUUCCACUUGAAGCUGCAGGGAUACCACCAGGAAGUAUUCUGCUCAAUCCACAUACAGGUCAACCAUUUGUAAACCCUGACGGUACACCUGCAAUAUACAAUCCACCCAGCACCCAAAAAACUAUUAGAAGUCAGAUAGUUGGACAGUCUCAGCAACUGCCUUCCUCCCAGCAGCCUGUGCAGCAGCCACAGCAACAAGUUACAAGUCACCUUGUCACACAGCCUGUUCAAACUCUACAGCCCUCCUCACAAUCCAUGCAGUAUCCAACAGUUUCCUAUCCUCCUCAGCAUCUCUUGGCAGUGUCUCCAACACAGCAGUUUCCUGUGCGAGAUGACAUGACAACACAGUUUAGCCAGAUGAGUUUAAGUCGUCAGUCAUCAGGAGACAACUCAGAUUCACCCUCUGGUCCUGUCUACCCAUCAUCUAUUAUACAGCAGUCCUCACAGACUGGUUACGUCAUGGCAUCUCCCAGCCAGCAGCUCCCCCCAGGAAGCUUUACAAGUUCAGGACCACCAGUAGCCCAACAAGUGCUUCAGCCCCCGCCUCCACCACAAGGUUAUGUACAGCAGCUGCCGUCUGCUCAGAUGCCUGUGUAUUAUUACCCAUCUGGUCAAUACCCUACCUCAGCAACUCAGCAGUACAGACCCAUGGCCUCAGUUCAGUACAAUGCGCAACGAAAUCCACAAAUGCCACAGACUGCUCAGCAAACAGGUUAUCAAUCUGUCUUGCCUAAUCAACAACAAGGGUUCCAAGGACUCAUGGGAAUGCAACAGUCUACCCAAAAUCAGAACCUAAUGAAUAUUCAACAGGGAAAUCAGGUGCAAGGCAUGAUGCUCCAGUACCCAACCAUGUCUUCUUAUCAGGUGCCAAUGACCCAGGGUUCUCAAGGACUGCCGCAACAGUCUUUUCAGCAGCCAAUCAUGCUACCUAAUCAAUCAGGUCAAGGAACACUUACAGCCACCGGAUUGCCCGUUUACUGUAAUGUCAUACCUCCUUCCCCACAGAGCAAUCUCCGGCUAAUAGCACCGCACUGUCCCUCCAAUAAUGUUCCAGUUAUCUCUGCCAACUGCAGGACAAACUGUGCAAAUAUUAACAAUACUGGAUGGCAGGUCAAGUACUGAAACUGUGAAUUUGUAGUAGAGAUAUAUAAAGGUAACUGUGCUUUUUACAAAAAGCAAAUGACAACUAUCUCAUGGCCAUCAAAUGAAAAGAGGAGCUCAACAGGAGUAAUGAGUUGAGAGGCAUAGAGACAGUGCUGCUGAAGAGACAUAAACAACAACAACAACAAGGUAAUAGGUUGUUUGCUGGUUAAUGGUGCAUAUUUUCAUCAUGUCUGCUAGGUAUGCUUUUAUAGCUUAGCUAGUGACAUGAAAUCAUUGAGGUAAGAUUUUUUUUUCUACCACUGAACACCACUGUGUAGAUUAUAAUAUCCCUAAUUCAGAUUAGUUUUGUACUUUGUGUUGAGUUUGUGAAGCAAAAAGUAUUUAAAAAUAUAAUAGAACCACAUUGUACCAAAGUUGUAAUGGACAUUUUUAAAAAAUGUUGAAUGGAAAAAUUUAUAUACACUAUAGAGUUUUUUUAUGGAUAUCUACUGUAUUGUAGUGUUAAAUCACAAUAAAGCUGCUUGACCUCAUAAAGAAAGGUCAGCUUUCUACUCCC
Anolis carolinensis (green anole) is the source of this 5106-nucleotide messenger RNA. RefSeq names its product cAMP regulated phosphoprotein 21 (gene arpp21). The coding region runs from base 2082 to 4568 and encodes 828 amino acids. NCBI's taxonomy places the organism in Eukaryota, Metazoa, Chordata, Lepidosauria, Squamata, Anolidae. The record is from RefSeq and is a predicted model, not a curated record. Gene Ontology annotation, cellular component: cytoplasm. The transcript has 21 exons. Gene Ontology annotation, molecular function: nucleic acid binding.